Messenger RNA from Oncorhynchus kisutch (coho salmon), 2215 nucleotides. RefSeq names its product urocanate hydratase 1 (gene uroc1). The transcript is spliced from 19 exons. The coding region runs from base 1 to 2028 and encodes 675 amino acids. Lineage: Eukaryota; Metazoa; Chordata; Actinopteri; Salmoniformes; Salmonidae. Gene Ontology annotation, molecular function: urocanate hydratase activity. Gene Ontology annotation, biological process: L-histidine catabolic process. The record is from RefSeq and is a predicted model, not a curated record.
AUGUCAAACCUGAAGGAGUUGUGUAGCGGCCUGCCUCUGGACCCCAUGCCAUCCAAUCGGGGCCGGGACCCCAGUGUGCCACAUGCACCCGCCAGGACGCCCAACCUCACUCCAGAGGAGGAGAGGCUAGCCCUGAGGAAUGCCCUGCGCUACUUUCCCCCCUCCCACCACAACAUCCUGGCUGCUGAAUUUGCCCAGGAGCUCAGGCAGUAUGGACACAUCUACAUGUACCGCUUCUGUCCCCUCAUACAUAUGAGGGCCUACCCUAUAGAUCAGUACCCCUGUCGUACACGCCAAGCUGCCUCCAUCAUGCUCAUGAUCAUGAACAACCUGGACCAUGCAGUUGCCCAGUUUCCCCAGGAGCUGGUUACCUAUGGGGGAAAUGGACAGGUGUUCAGUAACUGGGCCCAGUUCCGCCUGGUGAUGUACUACCUGAGUGAGAUGACAGAGGAGCAGACUCUGGUCAUGUACAGUGGUCAUCCAGCGGGGCUGUUCCCCAGCCUGCCCUCCUCCCCCCGCGCUAUCAUUACCAACGGCAUGGUCAUUCCAAACUACUCCUCCAGAGAGCAGUAUGAGAAGAUGUUUGCUUUGGGUGUAUCAAUGUAUGGUCAGAUGACUGCUGGUAGCUACUGCUACAUUGGGCCUCAGGGGAUUGUCCAUGGCACCAUGCUGACAGUGUUGAAUGCAGGGCGGAGGUAUCUGGGGUCUGAUGACUUGAGGGGCCGGGUGUUGGUGACAUCGGGGCUGGGGGGCAUGAGCGGGGCACAGGCCAAGGCUGCUGUCAUCGCUGGCUGUGUGGGGGUCAUUGCCGAGGUAGAUGAGGUGCCCCUGAGGAAGAGACAUGAGCAAGGCUGGUUAAUGGAGGUCACCAGUGACAUAGAACACUGCAUCCAACGCAUUAGAGAAGCCAAGAGAUCCAAGGCUCCCCUCAGCUUGGGUUACCAUGGCAAUGUUGUGGACUUAUGGGAGCGUCUGUUGACGGAGUAUGAGAGGACAGGAGAGCUGCUGGUGGACCUGGGCUCAGACCAGACCUCCCUCCACAACCCCUUCAGUGGAGGCUACUACCCAGCUCAGCUCAGCCUCCACCAGGCCAACCAGCUCAUGGCCACAGACCCAGCACGCUUCAAAACCGUGGUCCAUGAGAGUCUUUGUAGACAGGUAGCUGCCAUCAACAAGCUGUCUGAGGCAGGGAUGUUCUUCUGGGACUAUGGAAAUGCCUUCCUCCUGGAGGCCCAGAGAGCAGGAGCGGAGGUAGAGAAGGAGGGAGGCGGAGCGACAGAGUUCCGCUACCCAUCCUACGUCCAACACAUCAUGGGUGACAUCUUCUCCCUGGGCUUUGGACCAUUCCGCUGGGUCUGCACCUCCGGUGACCCCCGUGACCUGACACUGACUGAUGACAUCGCCGCCACUGUCCUGGAGGAGAUCAGCGCCAAUGUAACUGAGCGUGUGCGACAGCAGUACAACGACAACAUACGCUGGAUCCGUGAGGCCGGAAAACACAGGAUGGUGGUGGGCUCCCAAGCCAGAAUCCUCUACUCAGACCAGAAAGGCCGUGUGUGUAUUGCCUUGGCCAUCAAUCAAGCUAUUGCUGAUAGGAGAGUUUCGGCUCCUGUGGUCAUCAGUAGAGACCACCAUGACGUUAGUGGAACAGACAGUCCCUUCAGAGAGACCUCCAAUGUGUACGACGGCUCUGCCUUCUGUGCAGACAUGGCGGUCCAGAACUUUGUAGGCGAUGCAUUCAGAGGAGCCACCUGGGUGUCCCUGCACAACGGUGGAGGGGUCGGCUGGGGUGAGGUGAUGAACGGAGGGUUUGGUCUGCUCCUGGACGGGACGGAGGAGGCAGCGAAGAGAGCCAGUCUGAUGCUCAACUGGGACGUCUCUAACGGGGUGGCUCGUCGAUGCUGGUCGGGGAACUCCAACGCCUAUGAAACCAUCCAGCGUACCAUGGAGGAGCAAAGGCAGCUUCGCGUCACGAUGCCCUACCCUGUGCAGGACGAAGAUGUGUUAGACAGGGCCCUGCAGGGCUAGAUCAGCACACUGCUCACAACACAGCUAGCUAGUCAGAUGAUAAAGGACACACACAGAAUAUUAAUUGUGUCAAUCCACACCACCAUUCACAAUACCAGAUUGUCCUGAAUUAAGAGCAGAACCAAGAUGAUCACUUGAUCAUGGAUGUCAUACAGUUGAAGUCGGAAGUUUACAUACACUUAGGUUG